Molecule: messenger RNA, 1671 nt
Organism: Cryptomeria japonica (Japanese cedar)
Lineage: Eukaryota; Viridiplantae; Streptophyta; Pinopsida; Cupressales; Cupressaceae
Product: plastid-lipid-associated protein 6, chloroplastic
Exons: 4
Coding region: 243-989 (248 amino acids)
Source: RefSeq, a predicted model, not a curated record
ACUACCAUAUUUGGCAUCUAAGAUGGUCCAGAGCGUUCCAUCAGACAUUCAAAAUGACGGGAGUUGUUUUGUAAGAAAAAACAAUCUUACGAUAGAUUUUGAUUCAUAAAACUCCCACUAGAAAGUAGGCUGGUUAUUCUUGCGCGAGGCAAAAUGCUUUUACCUUUAGUUGCAAGUCUACAUACUGCAAAGUCCAAAAUUUCUAUCCACUCGUUUAGAUUGCAUUGGAGAAGGUACACCUGAUGGCUGCCAUACUAUGCAAUUUCUCAUUGAGUCGUGGUGUCCCUAAUUUGAGCAGAGGAAUAAUUUCAAUGAAGACGACCAAUGCAAGUGGCAGAAUAAAUGCCACUGCUACAGAAGUAUCUCCUGCUUCUCUUUCUUCACUCAAGACGCAGUUACUCGAUGCCAUGCAGAGUGCUGUUGCUGGGUUGGAUAGAGGGCUUAUUGCCAAUGAAGUUGAUGUGAUGGCUGUAGACACUCCUGCAAGGGAACUUGAAGCUUCGGGAAGCAUAGUGGACUUUUCUACAGAUCUCGAUAAACUGCAGGGAAGAUGGCGAUUAGUCUACAGCAGCGCCUUUGCGUCUGGCAGUCUCGGCGGACUUCGUCCAGGCCCUCCUACAGGAAGGCUUCCACUAACUUUAGGCCAGGUCUUUCAACGGAUAGAUGUUGUUCGAAGAGAGUUUGAUAACAUUGUGAACCUUCAGAUUGGCACACUUUGGCCACUUCCACCAAUUGAAGUUACUGCUACUUUGGCCCACAAAUUUGAACUCAUAGAUUCUGCAAGCAUUAGAAUAAUCUUCGAAAGGACUAUCGUCCAACCAGCGGGUGGCUUAUCCCAACUUCCCCAAGUUCAGCUACCUGAAUUACCAGAAAUUUUCAGGCCCCCAUCUAGUCUACGAAGUGGGGAGUUCAAAGUCACAUUUUUGGAUGAUGAUCUGCGGAUUACUCGUGGUGAUCGUGGAGAACUUCGAGUGUUCUUGAAAUUGUAAAAAUCAGGUACAUCACCUGCUCUGUAGCAUGUGGUUAACCAUAUACAAGGAAGGAGCACUUUUGACAUCUUGCAAUUUCAUUCCAUAUCAAUCCAGGUAUCUUUGUCUAGCCCAUGCAAUCUCCUUGAAAUAUAAAUAUAAAAGCCCAGCAAAUAUCACUGUUUGAAAAAUAAUAUAAGGGAUUCUUGGAGAAGGCAGAAAUGGAGAACAAGGAGUGUUCCUUAAUGUAUUUCUUCGCAAAUUCCAACAAUUUAAGCUAUUUAUGUGCAUAUCAUGACUGUGCUGUUGCAAGCGAACAUGGCCAGUCUUGAAAUACCUUAUUGUGGCCAUUAACAUGAUAUUCUCGUAUUCAGCAAUAGACCAGAGGAAGUUACACAACCAAUCUCUUCAUCUAGGGUUCUUUUAAAGCAAAUUAUCUUCUUUGGUUGAAGAUGUCUAUCCGGUCCCCUCAUGACUGCACAAUGAUACCCUGACAUUUCUCAUUUAAAAGAUCUAUAGUAACACCCAGGACAUGUAUGUUACUAAUUGUCUGUUGAUAAAAUACUUAGGUAUGCACUAGGGCAUGAUAAAGUUAAUCGAUUCAUAGCAUUUGAGUCCACUUAUGAAAAAAUAUUAUCUUAUAACUUGGGGGAAGUGGAAUUUACCCUUUUUCAUGAAAAAAUAUUUUUUUCAGUUUGUCUCA